Molecule: messenger RNA, 405 nt
Organism: Nanorana parkeri
Lineage: Eukaryota; Metazoa; Chordata; Amphibia; Anura; Dicroglossidae
Gene: KCNE5
Product: potassium voltage-gated channel subfamily E regulatory subunit 5
Exons: 2
Coding region: 10-342 (110 amino acids)
Biological process (GO): negative regulation of delayed rectifier potassium channel activity; ventricular cardiac muscle cell action potential; regulation of ventricular cardiac muscle cell membrane repolarization
Cellular component (GO): membrane
Molecular function (GO): potassium channel regulator activity; delayed rectifier potassium channel activity; transmembrane transporter binding
Source: RefSeq, a predicted model, not a curated record
AUUGACUUGAUGAUGAAUCUUAACUGCAGUGAUGCAUCAACUCUGAAGAAGCUCCUGACACAAAUCCUCAAGGAGCUGGAGCGAGCCAAUAGCACGAGUCCUCCUUCAAGUGAGGAUGAUGAUUAUGAUGAUGCAUACUUGUAUAUCCUGCUAAUCAUGAUCUUCUAUGGCUGCUUGGCAGGGGGGCUCAUACUGGCCUACACCAGAUCCACAAAGCGGGAGUCCAAAAAUGACCCCUACCACCUGUAUAUAGAGAGAGAAUGGGGGAAACAUGCCUUAGCUGCUCCCUCUGCGGACGAGAGCCAUCAAAGGGGGAGUAUCGAAAGUGAAAAUUUGCUUUGAAAAAUGGACACCAGACAGUCUUCUAGAUAUUUCUGGAACUGAAGGGUGUACAGAGAAGAAUGG